CUUUCACUCCCACUCUGAUGGAAAUGUUUAUGGUGAGAUUGACUCUGUGAAGCACAUGGACUUGGACACAGUGCCAACAGGUAAUGGUGCUGUUCUAGAUCUGGCUGCGAGCGUGUGGUUUUCUUUGGGCUCCUUUGCAAAACAAACUCACCUGGCUUAAGGGCUGCUUUUACCUUGGGUCUGUCUCCCUGGGGAGCUUUGGCCACUAUGUUUUUUCAGGGAAUUACCAAGUGAGCUGGGUCAGCUUGGGCUGUGGGGACAGUGCAUGGUGAUUUCUCUGACGCUGCUGCUGGCUUGAAGGACCUGGUAGGUUCUUGUGCAGAUCCUUCUGUGGUGCAGGAGGAUGGAGAUGGGAACAGAUGAUGCAUUUAGAGGUGACUGCUGUGACUUCAGCACCCUUGGCCCCCAGUGCCAUGCUUGGAGAUGCCUGUACAUACCCCACAGAUUCGUGCUGUCUCAGGAAUUGCAGGUCCAUCGUGCAGAGGCCACACAUGUCAUAUGUGACAGUGGCAGUCCUUGUGCCUCCCAGCCCCUCAGGUGCAGUGGUGGCUCAUGUGACAUCUCCAGCCUCAUAAGCCCUUUCUCUGUUGCUGUGCAGGGCCAUUUGCGUCUCUGCUGCUGUGGAGCCCCAGGGGACACUUCCCCUGGGUGGUGGCUGGCAGGGGUGGGGCUGGGCUGUGGGGCAGUGCCACAGCACCUGCUCAGAGGUUCUCCAGUGCUGGCAGCAGCUGCAGGUGCAGGAACAGGCAGACAGGUGAGUCAAUGCCAUGGGCUCUUCUCCUUCCCCGGGGGAAGGUUGUUCUCCUGGGAUGAGGCCGGGUCAUGUGGGUUCCUUGUUGGUUCCUUGCCUGCCCUGGCACUAGUGGUGCUGGGCUCAGGGAUGUCCACAGCUGGUCUGAGUGGUGGCUGCCCUGGUUUGGAAGGUGAGAGGCACCAGCUGGCAUUGUCUUCCCUGUCACUCUGAGCAAACGGCCUCGGAGGUCUCUGCACAAGCUUUGGCCACUCCAGGUCCUGGGGGAAUGGUGACUCAGCCUAGAUCAUAAAACAGGAGGGGAGUGUUACAGUUCUUGGAGAACUUGGCUUUGGAGCCUGUUUGGAUUCAAAUCUGCUGUUUCCUUAGAAAAACAGGUAAAGAUUUGGAAUGAAAGUAGAGAAAGCAGAAGGGAGAGCCAGGCCACAUCUUCACUUGAAGCGGCAUCAGCAAACUGUUGUGUGGUGGCAGGUGUCACUGUGUCACCCUGCACCCUGCUCCCGCGCUGCCUGCAGGUCUGUGCUGAGGCCCAGGGAGGGUUGUUGCCACACCAACAGCACACGCAGCUCCCCGGGGCUCCCGUUCCCCGGCAGCGGCCUCAGUCCGGGUGCAGCCGUGGUGGAUGACGAUGGCCGGUCGCCGAUGGCUCGUCCCGCCCGUUCAAGGCCUGCUGCUCUGCAUCUUGGCUCUGCACAUCCGUCUCCAGGACUCUCUUGCCCCAGCAGAGCACAACAGAGUUGCCAACAGCACAGUGGUGGCUGCCAAGAAUGCCUUGUCGGUUGCUGAGGCCACCAAGAGGGCCUCAGUGGUGACCACAGCUGUCAAGAACACCACCAAGGAUGCUGCAGUGGUGGCCACCACCAAGAAUGCCUCAGAGGUGGCCACCAAGAAUGCCUCAGAGGUGGCCACCAAGAAUGCUGCAGUGGUGGCUACCACCAAGAAUGCCUCAGAGGUGGCCACCAAGAAUGCUGCAGUGGUGGCUACCACCAAGGAUGCCCCAGAGGUGGCCACCACCAAGGAUAAUGCCUCAGAGGUGGCCACCAAGAAUGCCUCAGUGGUGACCACAGCUGUCAAGAACACCACCAAGGAUGCCGCAGCCGUGGCCACCACUAAGGAUGCUGUACCGGUGGCCACCAAGAAUGCCAGAGCAGUGGCCACCAAGAAUGCCUCAGAGGUGGCCACUGCCAGCAACACCUCGGUUUCCACUGGCAAUGCCUCAGUGGCCACCAACACCUCUGUGAAUGGUGCACAAGAGACAAUGCUCACCUGCCAGAGCUUUCAGUGCUCCGGGGAGAGGUGUUACCAGGAUGAAGCCCAUUCCAACAGAACAGUCACCUGCCAUAAUGAGACUUACUGUGAGCUCUAUCGUUUCUCCAGCACAAACUACACAGCCGGGUGCAGCAGCAGGUGUGGUGUGGGGCUGUGCAGGACCAACGGCAGCGAGAGCAGGCAGCUCUGUGCCCUGGAGUGCUGUGCCAGUCCCCUGUGCCUGCAGCUCAACCCCAGCGCCUACGGUGACCUGCCACCCACCACUGCUCCACCCAGGACCACCAACACCACCCACCGACCUCCCCCCCCAGAACGGAAAAGUGUGCACAGCAUUCUCCUGUCACGGGGAUGGGUGUUUCAAAGGCAGGAAGACCAUUGCUAGAUGCGUCUUGGGGCAGGACUUCUGUGAGAUGAGGAGGACAGGCUUGAAUUACAUGGCAGGAUGUAGCAAAGCCUGCAAGGCUGCCAAACCAGUCUGUGCCAGUGGGAUGAAGGCUGCCUGUUACCAGGAAUGCUGCCCAGCCACCCCGAAAGCCAGCUGUCUGAAACUGGAUGGCAAAAUUCACGUCAAUAGCGCUGGGCAGGUGACACUGGCCCCACUCUUGAAGGUCAUGGCAUGUGGUGUGGUUCUUCUCCUGAAUUACAGGGCCUUCACUUCCCUCCAGGGGUAGGCAGCAGCCGGGAUGCUCCACAGCCUGCCCUCCUGCAACAGAGCUCCACAGCGCUCGGUAGGAUCCUGGUGCUCUCUGACUUCAGCCAAGGCCAUUAUCAAACACUCUCUGUCACAUCCCUGUUGUACUCAGAA
Messenger RNA from Neopelma chrysocephalum (saffron-crested tyrant-manakin), 2825 nucleotides. RefSeq lists its product as uncharacterized. The transcript is spliced from 10 exons. Bases 1374 to 2402 code for a protein of 342 amino acids. Lineage: Eukaryota; Metazoa; Chordata; Aves; Passeriformes; Pipridae. The record is from RefSeq and is a predicted model, not a curated record.